This is a messenger RNA of Anopheles stephensi (Asian malaria mosquito), 839 nucleotides long. RefSeq names its product pre-mRNA-splicing factor SPF27 (gene BCAS2). Lineage: Eukaryota; Metazoa; Arthropoda; Insecta; Diptera; Culicidae. The record is from RefSeq and is a predicted model, not a curated record. Gene Ontology annotation, biological process: mRNA processing. Gene Ontology annotation, cellular component: catalytic step 2 spliceosome; Prp19 complex; precatalytic spliceosome. The coding region runs from base 106 to 762 and encodes 218 amino acids. The transcript is spliced from 2 exons.
UGUUGUUAAACAAUCAAAUGUAUCCCAAUCAAAACAUUGAGCAGUUCCUUUAAAACAUUGAACAGUUUUAUUUUUCUUUCAACAAAACAAACAGCUCAUAAAAUAAUGGCCGGUGAGGUAUUAGUGGAUGCGUUACCGUACAUCGAUCUUGGCUACGAUGAUCCCGGCGUUCGUGAAGCGGCUAUCGCAAUGGUGGAGGAAGAAUGUCGCCGAUAUCGGCCUACCAAAAACUAUCUGGAACAUUUGCCCGCCCUCAACACAACGGCGUUCGAGACCGAACUGAUGGCGGCAGAGUUUGAGCGCAUCCAAAACCGGCUCCCCAUGGAACCGCUGAGCAUGAAGCGGUACGAGCUUCCACCGCCCCCAGCGGGCAAGAUGAACGAGGUAUCGGCAUGGGGUGAAAGUGUGGACAAUUCGAUGGCACAGCUAGAGCAUCAGGCGGUGCGUGCCAUGAACCUCGAGCUGAUGGCUGAGUAUGGUUGCGAAAUGUGGAAAUCUUACCUGGAAACGUUGGUGACCAUGCAGGCCAAGUGUCAGGCCCGGUUGGCCGAGGUGAAGAAAGAGAUACAGGACGUAAACUGGGCCCGUAAAACGAAACAGACGCAGGGUGGCGAGAAGCUGCGCUCACUGGAAGCUCAGUGGGUAAUGUUGGUAUCGAAAAACUACGAAAUUGAGCAGGCUUGCGCCAAGCUGGAAGAACAGAUCUAUCAUAAGAAGAUACAGCUGAACGCGUUCGAAGGUGUGUCCGCAAAGGAGCGAUAGGCUGUGUAGUAGUGUGAGUCUUAAGUUUAAUAAAACAGUGUAUUUCAAAGCUAACACCUGCAACCUCCAUCAAAGUA